AUGGCAGACCCGGAUCCGUCCAAAAAAGUAGCUGAUAGAUAUCUGAAGCGUGAAGUUCUUGGUGAAGGUACCUACGGAGUUGUUUACAAAGCCAUUGAUACCCACACAGGACAGACAGUUGCAAUUAAGAAGAUUCGGCUUGGCAAGCAGAAAGAAGGGGUAAAUUUUACAGCUCUCAGGGAAAUUAAGCUUCUUAAAGAGCUUAAGGAUCCUAAUAUUGUUGAAUUGAUAGAUGCAUUCCCACAUAAAGGGAAUUUGCAUCUUGUGUUUGAAUUCAUGGAGACGGAUCUUGAAGCUGUCAUUCGAGACCGAAAUAUUUUUCUUUCACCGGCUGAUACAAAAUCCUACCUUCAAAUGACGCUGAAAGGUCUUGCUUAUUGCCACAAGAAAUGGGUUUUGCAUAGGGAUAUGAAGCCAAAUAAUUUAUUGAUAGGAUCUAAUGGACAGCUGAAACUUGCAGAUUUUGGUUUAGCACGGAUGUUUGGAAGCCCAGAAAGAAGGUUCACUCAUCAGGUUUUUGCUCGGUGGUAUAGAGCUCCUGAGCUAUUAUUUGGUGCCAAGCAUUAUGGUUCUGGGGUUGAUGUCUGGGCUUCUGCUUGUAUAUUUGCUGAACUUCUUCUCCGUCGACCAUUUUUGCAGGGUUCAAGUGAUAUCGAUCAAUUAGGAAAGAUUUUUUCAGCAUUUGGCACUCCAACAGCUUCUCAGUGGCCUGAUAUGGUAUACCUGCCUGAUUAUGUGGAAUACCAAUAUGUUCCUGCCCCCCCUCUGCGUUCUUUAUUUCCGAUGGCAACUGAUGAUGCUUUAGAUCUGUUGUCAAAGAUGUUUACAUAUGAUCCAAAAGCUAGAAUUUCAGUGCAGCAGGCACUAGAGCAUAGGUACUUUUCUUCCGCUCCUCUGCCUUCAGAUCCAGACAAGCUCCCUAGACCUGCUCCUAAGAGGGAAUCUAGGGCUUCUGAUUUCAAUUUACAGGAGGGUCCUACUGUAUUAUCACCACCAAGGAAGUCUAGGAGAGUGAUGCCAGGAAGCGACGGAUUUGAAGGAAAUUCCCAGCAAGCAGAUAAGGUUGAUGGCAGUUUUGGUGAUUUCAGACAGAGAACUGAUGAUAAUUCAGGCAAGAAUGAAUCAGCUCCAAUGUCUGUAGAUUUUUCUAUCUUUGGAUUAAAACCUCCAAAUAGACCUACAAUUAACAGUGCUGACAGAACAUAUUUAAAAAGAAAAUUAGAUAUAGAAUUUCAACAGCCAGAAUGA
Molecule: messenger RNA, 1248 nt
Organism: Sphenostylis stenocarpa
Lineage: Eukaryota; Viridiplantae; Streptophyta; Magnoliopsida; Fabales; Fabaceae
Source: the annotation of a GenBank genome assembly